Messenger RNA from Agelaius phoeniceus (red-winged blackbird), 948 nucleotides. RefSeq names its product leucine rich repeat containing 3 (gene LRRC3). Gene Ontology annotation, biological process: positive regulation of synapse assembly; axonogenesis. Lineage: Eukaryota; Metazoa; Chordata; Aves; Passeriformes; Icteridae. Gene Ontology annotation, molecular function: protein binding. The record is from RefSeq and is a predicted model, not a curated record.
CGGAACCGAACCGAACCGGCACCGACACCGGCACCGAGCCAACAACCGGAGCGAAGCAGAGCCGCCCUGCCGAGCCGCUUCCCUCCAGCCAUGGCAGAGGCCUUGCAGGGACGCCCAGGGACCCUCCUGGUGCCCAGGAGCUGCUGCCACGCCCGGGGAGCUGCCAGGGGCCGUGCUCAGCUGCCUGCCUGCAGGAUGACCCUCACCACCACCACCAGCGUGGCCCAGGCUUUCUUCUGCCUCCUGCUCUGCAUCCCCUGGGGCAGCUCCUGCCCCCGCAGCUGCCGGUGCACGGAGCGGGCCGGGGCCAAGGCUGUGCUCUGCAGCUCCCAGCACCUGCAGGAGAUCCCCAAGGACAUCCCCAGGGACGCGGUGCUCCUCAAGCUGGAUGCCAACAGCAUCACCAGGAUCCCCAGCAACGCCUUCAGGCACCUGUCCCACCUGCGGGAAAUCGACCUGUCCGGGAACGCCAUCGAGCACAUCGACAGGGCGGCUUUCAGAGGGGUGGCAGCCGGGCUGAAGAGCCUGGACCUCUCCGGGAACCGCAUCCGCAGCAUUCCCAAGGAGGCGCUGCUGGCUCUCAGGGCCAAGCUGCGGCUGGCCAACAACCCCUGGCACUGCGGGUGCGCCCUGCAGGAGGUGCUCGGGGAGGCGCGGCUGGACCCCGACUCCGUGCGGGGCAUCACCUGCCACACGGCCCCGCGCCACGAGUACGUGGGCAAGCCCCUGCUCCAGGCGCUGGACAGCGGAGCCAACUUCUGCAGCGUGCCACGGAGGAGCACGGACGUGGCCAUGCUGCUCACCAUGUUCGGCUGGUUCGCCAUGCUCGCCGCCUAUGUCAUCUGCUACGUGCGCCACAACCGGGAGCGCUCCCGCGGCCACCGGGAGCACCCGCGGGCACUGCCCGGCACCCGGGGCCGGGCCGAGAGCUCCAGCACUGCCCUGUAG